AUCGAGUAGAAGUUAUAGGAGGGAAUCAACUGAUGAGGAAACAAAACGACGAAACUACCGCAUUCUCUACCGCUAGUGUUUCGAAAGUCUACCAAUGGCAAAAUCAAAGACCUCCGAAGAGGUCUCCGUUCUGGCGGCAAUCCAAUCAUUUUCUGAUGCAAUUAAGGAAAAUUCAGCCGAAAGCCUACGAUCUCUCACACUAUCUUCUGGGAGCUGCACUCGGACUGGUAUCAAUCCGUCAAGUCAUGUGAACAUCUCUCAGGCAGAGCUGGUCGGAUAUAUCUCAGAUGCAGCAAAAUAUGGAGAUAUAGAGGGGAGGUUUGACCCAGAUGAAGCUCUUGUGAAGGUUGAUGGGGAUCUUGCAAUGGUAUGGACGGCUUGGACGAGUUUCAAAGCGGGGGAGAUGACACAUAAAGGAAGGAUUGUGUUUGUUUUGGCGAAGAGCAAAGAUGACGGAAAGUGGCUCAUUGUUUCGAUGCCGAUAACAUGGUCGCCCUUUGAAUAAAGAAGAUGAUGUAGGCAGAAGGAUAGAGGGACGAAAUCAUCGUUGGAAACUGUAAUCUGCCCAGGUGGGGAGCAUGUCCACGUGAUUGAGCACAAUUACUUAUUUAUGCCCAUGUCCACUUGGGUUCUCAGGGACUUUCAUCACCUUGUUGACAUACGAGGUUAU
Molecule: messenger RNA, 670 nt
Organism: Mollisia scopiformis
Lineage: Eukaryota; Fungi; Ascomycota; Leotiomycetes; Helotiales; Mollisiaceae
Exons: 1
Coding region: 95-505 (136 amino acids)
Source: RefSeq, a predicted model, not a curated record